GUCCGCGUCGUCAUGGCGACGCUCCGAGCCUGUGAGGCGCCCGCCGAAUUCCGCCCGGGAACCACCUCCAGAGAAAUGACCUUUGGCUUUAAAAAGAAGACUCCAUUUUUCAUGAUAAAAUGGCAGUGGUGAAAGCCCCCAGCAGAGAACUAAAGAAUGCCAAAGAACCCUUUAAUAGCACAGUGCCCCUCGUUUUGAAGAGCCUGGUGGAGGAGCCUAAGAAAAGAACAGAAGUACCUAAUCACCUCCUAGAAUCGAAGGUUUAUGCAAAACUACUGAAUAAUAAGGUGAUACAGGCAAGACCUGGCAUAUUACAUUUUGGAGGCUAUCAAGUAGAAAAACAACACCAACAGAUUCUGCACCUGGUCAACAUUUCUGAUGAAGACACACACGUUCAUAUUUUACCCCCACAAACCAAAUACUUCCAGAUCAAUUAUGAGAAAAAGGAGCACCGCCUUGUCCCUGGCUUGUCCCUAAUGGUCACCGUUACAUUUUCUCCAAAUGAGUGGCGAUAUUAUUAUGACUGCAUCCGCGUUCACUGUAAGGGAGAUGACACUUUGCUUGUUCCUAUCCAUGCCUAUCCUGUCAUGAACAAAUUGGACUUUCCCUCAUUUAUAAAUCUGUCAAAUGUUCUACUUGGUGAAAGCAAAAGUUAUGUCAUUCCUUUGCAGUGUAGCUGCCCUGUGGAUUUCGAGUUCCAUGUCACUUUGCUUCAGUCUCAUCAGGCCUUUGCUAUUGAGCCAACGUCAGGAAUAAUUCCGGCUAAUGGGAAGAUGAAUGUGACUAUUAAGUUUACACCCUUUCAGUAUGGGACUGCACAAAUCAAAAUGCAGCUGUGGAUUUCACAGUUCAACUCUCAACCAUACGAAUGUGUCUUCACCGGAACGUGCUACCCCAACAUGGGCUUACCAUUAGAAGAGUUUGAAAGGUUAAACACUCUUUCUAAGAAAGUGAACGUUCCUCCAGAAAAAGCAGUGACACGUGUAAAUUUUCACCGACCACCAGCGAAGGCAAAACCUCAGAAGAAUAAGGAAAUUGAGUACCAGAACUUGAGAUUUCCAGUAGAUUUAUCAAAUCCGUAUGCUGUGGCAACUGUUUUAAACCAAGAACCAGGAAAAUUGAAGAUUAAAGAAUUAAGAGAAGUAUUGGACCACGGCACUGAAAUUUCAAAAACAAGACAGAUGAAGGAGGCGCUCUUUGAACAGAAAGUGAGACAGGACACUUAUCAAGAGAUCGAAAAUCAUCUUAAGUGGCAGGUGCACCUUGGUAAAGAUCCUAUGUCUUUUAAACAUAGAAAAGAGCUCACUGAGGAGUGGCAAAGAGCAUGCACCAAAUAUAAGCUGGAUAGAGGAGAUCCUGUUUUGGAUGAGGAAUUUCAGCGACUCAAGACAGAAGUUAACCAUAAACGGGUGGUUCGUGAUCUAGCAGAGAAAAUCAAGGAAUUUCAUCCUAAUUUUGAUCCACUCAUUAAUAAUUCCUGGGUCAACAGGUUCAGGGCACAAAGACGGUUUCAACAAGUAGCACGCAAGGUCAUCAUUCAGCGACGAUUACACAAUAUGCUGACUGCUAUUCGUAAAAUAGGCAGACAGAGUGUAAUGAAAAAGAUCAGUCAAGCAAAAGAGUCACCAGAACAAGACAAGAAUUCCUCUAAAUUCCUGCUGCGGUGGGUCAGUCAGGAUGAUUACUGCAGCCGGUUCUCCGUGUCGCCCAAGGAGGUGCUGCCCUUCGAGUACCCGUCCCACAGUCUUCCUCAGACCUCCAACGACUUGGCUCCUGAUGGCCUUGGACCAGUCCCCAUUAAACCUUCAGAAGUUCAAAUCAAGCAGGAUUAUUCUUUCUUCAAUUUGCAGGUUCCUCAACAAUAUAAAAUUAAGAGGUAUCAGCCAUUCUCCAUCUACAGAUCUUCAACAAGUUACAGACCUCAGAAGCUUGCUCGAGCUCUGAAGCAAGGAGCUGAGGAUGAAGUCACCACCAUCAUAGCCCUUCCAAAACAGGACUCCACUUCUGAGCUCUCUGGCAAGACCUCAGUCUUGAGCAUGAAACCACCUGAGGCCUUAGCCACGUCUCCAGAUUAUGAUCCGCUUUAUAUUUUUAAUCCCAGCCCAGGGUUAUUUGCUGUAAUGCACCCUCUGACCUAUGUGGAAACUUCGAUAGAUUACCAUCUAUGCUCUCACCCCAAGUACAAGUUCACCAAAGAGUGCCACAGUGGGUCCAGCAUUUCUCUCACCCAAAAGCAGUUUCUCCAUCACAUGGACAUCAUUCCCGGCGUAAUGCACUGGAAGAAGUUCCAGCCCCUGGUGUUCUCCUCCAUGCCCGACACGUCCAAGAUGGAGGCCGCGCAGAGCUGUGAUCCCCUCAAUUCGGUUAUGCUUCCCACAGAAGUCCCUGCCAUUCUUGCUGCCUUACCAGAAGAAGACAGACUAGAAACAGUUGAACGUGAGCUCUGUGAACAGAAUAUAGAAGUUACAUUGACCCCAGAAAUGAUCCGAGCAGAAUUCCCUAUGUUGAACUACAAGGACAUCAGGAAGGAGAAAGAAGUGAAACACCAGGCACAACCAGCGGAGAAGGCGGGAGAAAAGGUGCUCGAGGAGAUGAAGAGUCUGCGGGGCAAAGCUCUCAACGCAUACCUGAUUCUAGAAUAAACAUCUCCAGGAGGUCAGGUCCUUCCAUUUGCCUUCCGUGGGCCACUGUGGUCCUGUGUGUCCAUAUACAUUCCAACCAUUUUUUGAAUUAAAGCUUCCAGAGAAAAAAAUUGAUAUGUAGAUGAUGUAUAUAUUUUUAAAUUAUAAAUUUUAUUCUUAGAAAUAAAAUG
Messenger RNA from Propithecus coquereli (Coquerel's sifaka), 2812 nucleotides. RefSeq names its product cilia and flagella associated protein 221 (gene CFAP221). Gene Ontology annotation, biological process: cilium assembly; cilium movement. Bases 120 to 2642 code for a protein of 840 amino acids. Lineage: Eukaryota; Metazoa; Chordata; Mammalia; Primates; Indriidae. Gene Ontology annotation, cellular component: cilium. The record is from RefSeq and is a predicted model, not a curated record. The transcript is spliced from 24 exons.